Messenger RNA from Daucus carota subsp. sativus, 1774 nucleotides. RefSeq names its product actin-related protein 6. Bases 26 to 1393 code for a protein of 455 amino acids. NCBI's taxonomy places the organism in Eukaryota, Viridiplantae, Streptophyta, Magnoliopsida, Apiales, Apiaceae. Gene Ontology annotation, molecular function: nucleosome binding. The transcript is spliced from 8 exons. The record is from RefSeq and is a predicted model, not a curated record. Gene Ontology annotation, cellular component: Swr1 complex.
CACCCGGCGCGGGUUAAAUUAACAGAUGACAGAUCUCAGCAACCCGGUAAAAACUAAAACCCCAAACAACCGUACAUACAAAAACCUGUACGUAUCUACCAUGACAGUAGUAGUCCUAGACAACGGCGGCGGGCUAAUAAAAGCCGGCAUCGGCGGCGAGCGAGAGCCAUUAACCGUAAUCCCCAAUUGUCUGGCCCGACCCGUCUCCUCCAAGAAGUUCCUCACCGGCGACCAGCUCCUCUCCCCCACCGAAGACCUCACCUCCGCCACCGUCCGCCGCCCCUUCGACCGUGGCUACUUAAUCAACCCCGACCUCCAAUCCACCAUCUGGGCCCACCUCUUUUCCACCCUCAGACUCACCCCUUCUCACUCCUCACUCCUCCUCACUGAGCCCCUCUUCAAUUUGCCCUCAAUUCAGCGCCACACGGAUGAGCUUGUUUUCGAAGAAUUCAAUUUUAAGGCCUUGUAUGUUGCGGAUGCCCCGGGGCUGGUGCAUUUGUAUGAGGCUAGUAGGAGGCCUUAUGGGCUUGUUAGUAAGAGUCAGUGUAGCUUGGUUGUGGAUUGUGGGUUUAGUUUUGUUCACGCCGCCCCCGUGUUUCAGAAUUUUUGUGUGAAUUAUGGGGUUAAGAGGAUGGAUUUGGGUGGGAAGGCGUUGAGUAAUUAUUUGAAGGAGUUGAUUAGUUAUCGCUCCAUUAAUGUUAUGGAUGAGUCUUUCUUGAUGGAUCAUGUUAAGGAGAAGUUGUGUUUUGUUUCCUUGGAUGUCCAGAGGGAUUUGAUGAUUGCGAGGAAACGUGGCAAUGAUAACAUUUUUAAGUGCACUUAUGUGCUUCCUGACGGUGUUACGUAUACAAAGGGUUUUGUGAAAGACCCGGCUGAGGCAGACAGAUAUCGUACUUUGUCUGAUGGAGCCACAGGACUGCAUACAGAGAAAAUGGAAACGGAUCAGCAAGAACAUGAGGAAAAGCUUGAGAACAAGAAUAAAAUUGAUUUAACAAAGAAUGAGUUCAGCUUGACAAAUGAGCGUUUCCUUGUGCCGGAGAUGAUAUUUCGUCCUGCUGAUUUAGGAAUGAACCAGGCUGGCUUGGCUGAAUGCAUUGUCCGCGCAGUAAAUUCUUGCCACCCUCAUCUACAACCUGUACUCUAUGAGAGCAUCAUAUUGACUGGUGGAAGUACACUAUUUCCUCGAUUUGCUGAAAGACUAGAAAGGGAGUUGCGGCCUCUUGUCCCAGAUAAUUAUCGAGUGAAGAUUUCGACCCAAGAAGAUCCCAUAUUAGGUGUUUGGCGAGGGGGGUCACUCCUGGCAUCUAGCCCUGAUUUUGAAACAAUGUGUGUUACAAAGGCAGAGUAUGAGGAGCUUGGGUCAUUUCGGUGUCGCAAAAGAUUCUUCCACUAGGUAGUAAUUCUAAGCUGUUUGUAUUUGAACACAAAUGGGAAGGCGAGAGAAGGCCAGACGAGCCAUAGUUAAAAUGGUAAAAAAUUUCAUGUAGUCACCAGUCACCAAGAGUCUGCACAAAUGAUUUGCAGCCUCGUAGGGAAGUGUAGAUAUCCAUUCCUGAUAACAAAGCUUUAGCAACGAGUAUACCAAGACUUUAUAGUCUAUUGAAGCAGAUAGAGGCCUUGUUGAGUCAUGUUACCUUGUUUAAUCAUGAAUGUUGUAAAAUAAUUUGAAUUUUGAAGCCACCGAACUGAGAUGUAUCAGCAUUCAGCAAUAGUAUUCACUUACUAUCAGUAAAAAGUUCUAUUUGCACAGAAAAAAAUCUUGUCAUGGAUUGGU